Canariomyces notabilis is the source of this 666-nucleotide messenger RNA. RefSeq lists its product as uncharacterized. The transcript has a single exon. NCBI's taxonomy places the organism in Eukaryota, Fungi, Ascomycota, Sordariomycetes, Sordariales, Chaetomiaceae. The record is from RefSeq and is a predicted model, not a curated record. The coding region runs from base 168 to 626 and encodes 152 amino acids.
GUCCUACUUUUCUGAAAUUUCAACUGUCGCCUAGGUGAAAUUCAUUUUUAGGAAAAGGCUUGAAAUUCGAAAUUGAAAAAUUUCAUUCCGAAACCCUAUUCAGCAUAGCUUGAAAGUUCAGUCGCCUGCCUGCCGCGGCGGCAGAUCCAUGACAGUGCAUUUAGGACAUGAGAGCUGGAGCAGCACUGUGUACCGAAUACUUACCCCACAUUGAGGCAGCCACGAUCUCGUCCGUGUGCUACAAGGCUCGGGGGAGACAGGGAUCCUCGUCGGGCCGGUGGUCAAAAUCUCCGUUGAACCGCCGGGUUGGCCGGUUGUACAAGUACUCGUACCACGGAGUCACGGACAGUACCAACCCGAGCCCUUACAAAAUCUCCUGCCUCAUCCUUCACUUACCAUUCUCUGCCACCAUAAAGGAUCAAAUUAGACCCAGCGCCCAAGAGAGCGAAAGCUCGACUCAACCUGUCACCUAUUCCAUCACUCCCACCACUCUGGCCAGACCGAUUUCUGACCUCUCGACCAUGUGCUCUCGAUCCCAGUUAGGGUCUGAGGAAUGGACACCCCAGCCUUCCACUCGAGCCAAGCUCUGCGACCUCCUCUUUCUCCUCUUUCAAAUGAACGAUUGACGCAGUCCUUUUUACCGCCCAAGCUUGCCCAAUCGCUGUC